This is a messenger RNA of Myxocyprinus asiaticus (Chinese sucker), 2080 nucleotides long. RefSeq names its product gastrula zinc finger protein XlCGF8.2DB-like. Gene Ontology annotation, cellular component: nucleus. Gene Ontology annotation, biological process: regulation of transcription by RNA polymerase II. Gene Ontology annotation, molecular function: DNA-binding transcription factor activity, RNA polymerase II-specific; RNA polymerase II transcription regulatory region sequence-specific DNA binding. Lineage: Eukaryota; Metazoa; Chordata; Actinopteri; Cypriniformes; Catostomidae. The record is from RefSeq and is a predicted model, not a curated record. Bases 105 to 1250 code for a protein of 381 amino acids. The transcript has 2 exons.
CAUAAAACACGCCCCGUCGCCAUGUUGGCGAGUACACGUUUGUAAACGAGCAGGAAUAACUUUCAGUUUAUUAACUGAAAUCUGCGGGACAUAAUUUAUUAAAGAUGGAGUUUAUUAAAGAAGAGAGUGAUCCAGAACCAUGCAAAGUAAAACAUGAAGAUACUGAGGAACAAAUAGACCUGAAGGAAGUGAAAGAGGAAAGUCAAGAACUGACAUUGGAGGAGAAACAUCAGUAUGAGGAACCUCAUUUCAAAACUGAAGAAAAACCUUUUAGUUGCUCAGAGACUAAACAUUUCACACAAAAAAGAUGUCGAAGAACUGGAGCCCAAGUUUUUUUCACCUGCCUUCAAUGUAAAGAGAGUUUCACAUCUAAAGAACAACUUAUGGGACAUUUUAGAGUUCACUCUGGAGAGAAGCCUUUCCCAUGCGAUCAGUGUGGAAAGAGUUUUUUUCGGAAAGCAAGCCUUAAGAAUCACAUUCAAGUUCACUCUGGAGAGAAGGUUUUUCCAUGCAAUCAGUGUGGAGAGAGUUUCAGUCAAAAAGCAACACUUAAGAAUCACAUUAGAGUUCACUCUGGAGAGAAGCCUUUCCCAUGCGAUCAGUGUGGAAAGAGUUUCAGACAUAAAGCAACCCUUAAGAAUCACUUUACUGUUCACUCUGAUGAGAAGGCUUUCCCAUGUCAUCAGUGUGGAAAGAGUUUCAGUCAUAAAGCAACCCUAAAGAAUCACAUUAGCAUUCACUCUGGAGAGAAGGCUUUCCCAUGUGAUCAGUGUGGAAAGUGUUUUGGAUAUAAAUCAACCCUUAAGAAACACAUGAGCCUUCAUUCUGGAGAGACGCCUUUCCCAUGCGAUCAGUGUGGAAAGAGUUUCAGUCAUAAGGCAACACUUAAGAAUCACAUGAGAGUUCACUCUGGAAAGAGGCCUUACACAUGUGAUCAGUGUGGAAAGAGUUUCUUCCAUAAAGAAAACCUUAAUGAUCACAUGAGAAUUCACACUGGAGAGAAGCCUUUCACAUGCCCUCAGUGUGGAAAGAGUUUCGGUUAUAAAUCAACCCUUAAGAAACACAUGAGCCUUCACUCUGGAGAGACGCCUUUCUCAUGCAAUCAGUGUGGAAAGAGUUUCAGUCAUAAGGCAACACUUAAGAAUCACAUGAGAGUUCACACUGGAAAGAGGCCUUACAAAUGUGAUCAGUGUGGAAAGAGUUUCUUCCAUAAAGAAAACCUUAAUGAUCACAUGAGAAUUCACACUUGAGAGAAUCCUUUCACAUGUACUAAUUGAGGAAAAUGUUUCAGAUGUAAGUAGCCUUCUGAAUCACACCAGAAUUCAUAAUAGAGAGAAGCUUUACACAUGCCCUAAGUAUGGAAAGAGUUUCGGCCAAUUAAGUACUCUUCUGUAUUAUAAAAAAAGCAUUGUCCAAAGUUGUCACAGUGAGCAAAGUUGCUGUGAAAUGCCACAAUUUGUGCAGGGAUGGUUUUUGUUUAGAAGUAGCAGUUGUAUUAAUUGUGUCUAAUAGCAUUUGUCCAACACUGCCAGCCUCAGUUUAUUAUAUCUUCAUCCAUAUUCUUAACAUGUUAAUUUAGUUAAUCAUAGCUGUUGAAAGGUGAUGCAUGGAGAACUGAAAAGACUGACAUGCAAUGAGAUCAAGAGGCAAAAAAAGAGUGCGAUGGUGUUGAAAGCUUAAAGAGUUAGUCCACACAAAAAUUCUGUAAUCAUUUACUCUCAUGUUGUUCCAAACCCAUAACUUUCUUCCAUGGGACACAAGUGAAGAUCUUAUGCAGAAUUUCCAGAGUGCUCCUUUUAUGGGGACUGGGGCAACAUAAAGGUAGUCCACAUACAGUACAUAUUGUGUGCUGUAUUCAUAGUGAUCUGAAGCAAUACAAUAGCUUUGUAUGAGGAACAGACUGAAAUUUAAGACUGUAUUAUUCCUUUAUUUCAUUAGAUGCAUUAACCAGAGAAUGUUAUUUCUAUUCCCACUGUUUGUCAAACUUGGGUACAUUAAUAAUGUCAUUUAUUUGUAUUAUAAUUAAGGACACAAAUGUGUAGUGUGGUAAUUGUACAUCAUGAAAUUACCAGAAAUAAAA